Messenger RNA from Ilex paraguariensis (yerba mate), 4080 nucleotides. Lineage: Eukaryota; Viridiplantae; Streptophyta; Magnoliopsida; Aquifoliales; Aquifoliaceae. The record is from the annotation of a GenBank genome assembly.
GCUGGUGGAGGAGGGAGAGAGAGGUUGAGAGAGAGCGAAGGUGUGGAGUGAUAUGAUAACUCACUUCACCAAUUCACAGGAAAAUCCUUACUUCUUCAUCACAUUUUCACAAUCUGCCAUUAGUCUCUCUAUUCAGUACCUUUGAUCUUGAAUCAGAGUGAAGUAAAAUGAGUCGUUUAGGGCUUAAAUCGGUGGUUUACCAUGGGGACUCGUGCUUGGGAGAGCUGGACACUGUUCCGGUAAAGGACCAGGAUUUCCAGUUCCCAAACAACGAGAUUCGAAUCCACCACAUCUCGCCAAAAAGCGAGCGAUGUCCUCCUCUCUCAAUCCUCCAAACAAUUUCUUCAUUUUCCGUUCGCUGCAAGCUCGAAUCGAAUUCUUCUGUUGAACAAUCUCAAUUAAUCAAUCUUCACGCGUCUUGCUUCCACGAACUCAAGACGGCUGUGGUGUUGGUUGGAGAUGAAGAGGUGCAUCUAGUGGCAAUGCCGAGUAAGAAGAAGAAGUUUCCGUGUUUUUGGUGCUGUUCAGUGCCGUCCGGUUUGUACACGGCGUGUUUGGGGAUGUUGAAUUUGCGGUGUUUGGCGAUUGUGUUCGACCUUGAUGAGACUUUGAUUGUCGCGAACACGAUGAAGUCGUUUGAGGAUAGGAUUGAUGCUUUACAGGGUUGGAUUGCCCGUGAAAAUGAUCCAAUUAGGGUGUCGGGGAUGUCGGCUGAGCUGAAACGGUAUGUGGAGGAUCGGGCAUUGUUGAAGCAGUAUACGGAGAAUGAUUGUGUCAAGGAUAGUGGAAAGUUAUAUAUGACUCAGCAUGAGGAGGUUGCACCGUCUUCCAGCGGACAUGAGAAGGUUGUUCGGCCGGUUAUAAGGUUGCUAGAGAAGAAUAUAGUGCUUACUCGCAUUAAUCCGGAGAUCCGUGACACUAGUGUGCUCGUUAGGUUACGUCCUGCUUGGGAGGAUCUGAGAAGUUAUUUAAUUGCGAAAGGGCGUAAAAGGUUUGAAGUCUAUGUCUGUACUAUGGCUGAAAGGGAUUAUGCAUUAGAGAUGUGGAGGCUGCUUGACCCAGAGGCACACUUAAUUAGCUCAAACAACCUAUUGGACCGUGUUGUAUGCGUCAAAUCAGGGGCUAGGAAGUCUUUGCUUAAUGUGUUCCAAGUUGGCAACUGCCAUCCAAAGAUGGCAAUGGUAAUUGAUGAUCGCUUGAAAGUUUGGGAAGAGAAGGAUCAACCUCGAGUUCAUGUAGUCCCUGCAUUUACUCCAUAUUAUGCUCCUCAGGCAGAGACCGCAAACGCUGUCCCAGUCCUAUGUGUAGCGAGAAACGUUGCAUGCAAUGUUAGAGGCGGCUUUUUCAAAGAGUUUGAUGAGAAUCUAUUACGAAGAAUUUUCGAACUAUUCUAUGAAGACGAAGUCACAAAUUUACCUUCUGCACCAGAUGUCAGCAACUACUUGAUGUCAGAGGAUGCUAGUUUUGUACCAAAUGGCAAUCCAAAUACUCCUUUUGCUGAGGGAAUGAAUGGUCCUGAAGUUGCUCAGAGAUUGAGUCAAUUGGAUGACAAGAAUGUCACAGAUGCUACCACUCAUCCCAGCACUAGUCCUGAGCUAAGAUCUGACAUCUUUCAGCUCCCGGUGUCAUCCAUACCAAAUGUAUUUGGUCCAGCAUCCUUAAGAGCAGUCCUACCUUCAGAGAAACCUAGCUUGCUAGGAGCUCCAUUUAGACGAGAUAGCAGUUUCUCUGAAUCUGAUCCUGAUGUGAAGAGGAGAUUACUCUUGAUGAACCAUGGUCAAGAUGCACGAUAUCGGGGAUCAGGGGAACCUCCUAUUUUAUCUAGAUUACCUGCACAACCACCAGCACCACCUAUACAAGCACAAGGAGGCUGGUUAGUGGAAGAAGAUAUCAAUAGAGGACAUUUUGAUAACCGAGCAUCAGGAUUUGGUCCGGAAUCUGAUGCAUUAAGAAUUGAUAAAGCACGAGCUCGUCAUAAUUCAAUUAGUUAUGGACCAUCAGCUUCUACUCCUGUAGGGUUAGCAUCACAAGUAGCCCAAGCGAAGACCGAAGAGGCAGGUCCAGGGCAUGAAAUGCAGAAACAGAAUCUUCCGGUGGCGAGUCAGUUUUCAGAGGCUGGUGUGUCUCAGAAUCAUGCGUCCUCCAACAGCAAGGAACUUCCCACUGAAGGUGGAAAAGUGAACUUGCUUCCAUCUUCUCUGUCUAUUGGAGUGCUGCAUGAAAUUGGACGCAAAUGCAGCUCAAAGGUUGAAUUCAAGUCUAUUGUAAGCAGCACGAGUGAGGAUUUGCAGUUUUCUUUUGAGGUUUUGUUUACUGGUGAGAAAAUUGGUGUUGGAAUGGGUAAAACAAGGAAGGAUGCUCAGCAACAGGCUGCUGAGAAUGCCCUCCGCAGCUUGGCUGAUAAAUAUAUAUCGUAUAUUGGACCUCAUUCUGGAGUUGUGGAUAAAGAUUUUGAUAGGCUUUCUCUGGGAAAUGAAAAUGGAUUUCUCUGGGAAACUGUCAGUCCCGGAUCAGAUGAACUUCUAGCAGAAGAUGGGUUACCCAACGAGAACGCUUCUGAGGUGGGGAUUUGUCAUGAUGCUUCCCUUGAUUGAUUUGAUUUAUUUAUUAGAAAACAUAGGUGAUGCUUGGAUAAAGGGUAUCUGGGCAAGAAAUUUCUAGAAGAGGAGCAAUGAUUUUCUGGUAAUAAACCACUCCUUUUUUGGAUUUUGCGUUGCACCAAGAUGUGAAAGCAAAAACAGGGAAAGGUGGAGUGAGCUGGCUACAUGUUCACUACCGCUGCCUUGGAUAUGCUACUUAUUUCGUGUUUUAAAGGUAAGAAUUUGGUGACCAGUCCCUAGUUUCUACCCAUUAUCCAAGUACUCCAGGGUGGCCGACUUUUUUCUUUUUUAAUUUUUGUAUUUUUAUGAGUUUGUUUAGCCACCUGCUUCUCUUUUUAUUAUUUUUGUGUGUGUGUGUGUUUUUUUUUUUUUUUGGGGGGGGGGGGGGGGUUGGAUAUCUAAGUGAUUGAGUGACACUUGAUGGUGGUGCUGUUUUCCACCCACUUGUUCUCCUUCCUUUCUGCAAUAGGCAGACAAUGACUUUUAAUUUGGUCUCCACUUUUUCCGCUUCCUGUGAUCCAUCUUGAACUUUAUAACAAGUUCUAUUUUGAAUAAGCAUUACUUGACUAUGCUCAGGAAAGAAGUUGUGUGGCAGCUACUCUUUUCCCAAUGGGAUGGAAUGGUUUAGAAUUUGUCUAACAUUUUCUCUUUGAAUGUAAAUAUUUAUUUAUAAAAAGUCAUUUGUUAUUUUAUAGGUCAUUGCUGAUGCAGUGGAGAAAGUGUAUUUCUCCUCCUUUCCCAUUUCUCAAAAAAAAUUUAAAUCACAAUGGUUCCCUGCAGUAUGUGCUUUUCAUUGUUCUGUUUCAAAAUUCCUUUAUUUGAUCUUCUGUAUCUAUUAAAACUGCUUUACAGGGUGCUGAAGUGGCACUUGGGAGUACUUCCUCCGACGUAAUGAUUCAGCAAGUGCAAAAGCGUGCCAACUCUCCCAGGUUAUCACCAUCCAAUCCAUCUAAAAGAUCGAAAGAAGAAUUGCUGCGUGGUUCGCAAGGUUUACCAUUCUCGCGACAUCCAAAGAAUGGGCAUACAAUAGCAGGGAAGCAGCAUUAGGAAUAAAAAUGCGAAUUUAACCAAGGUUUUGAGCAGCUGGAGUUUUGUAUGAUUAUUGUUUUCUUUUUCCCUCUCAAACCUGAGUCUCCGGCUGAGGUGAAUAGAUCUUUUCUUUACCCAGGUUCUCUCUUUGGAAGGUGGGCUAUUUUUUCUUGAUGCCCUAUUUUCUCUCUUUAUUUUGUGGCUGUCGUGGGUUCAGUGCCCUCUCAACUUGUAUGUUUUCGUAAGUUUGUUCAUUUUAGCAAUCACAGUGUAGGCGACAAACAGUUCAUUUUCGACAUGUCUGUUCCUGAAUUGGUUUGUUGCACGUCCUUUUUAGAUUAGAUGAGGCUUCUGGAGGGUACUGCCAACAGUGCUUAAAUAGGUAUCAGAUACUGGUGGCUUUGUAAUUGAAAUUAGGCUUAAUUGCAAAUUGUACCAUGAAAGAUCUCUC